UGUGACGUCACCAGGCGCACUAUCAACAUUAAAGUGCGUCGAGUCGUGUUUUAGAGAGGCUCGACAAAUUUCAUCAUGCCUGAACGCGAAUCUGACGUUUACUCCAAUCCUCUGGCUCCGGACGGCCAUGAGGUGGAGGAUCAUCGGUCGGCCCUACAAUCCAAGCUGACCAAUGAUGACUUCAGGAAGCUUCUGAUGACCCCGAGAUCUACGCCGUCCUCCGCUCCACCCUCCAAAACACGCCACCAUGAGAUGCCACGGGAAUAUAAUGAAGAUGAGGAUCCUGCAGCUCGCAGACGUAAGAAAAAAAGUUACUACGCUAAACUGCGGCAGCAGGAGAUGGAGAGAGAGCGAGAGCUGGCGGAGAAGUACCGUGAUCGUGCUCGAGAAAGACGAGAUGGUGUUAAUAAAGACUACGAGGAGACGGAGCUCAUCAGCACCACAGCUAACUAUCGAGCCGUGGGACCCACUGCGGAGGCGGACAAAUCAGCCGCAGAGAAAAGGCGUCAGCUGAUCCAGGAGUCUAAGUUCUUGGGUGGUGAUAUGGAGCACACUCACUUGGUGAAAGGUUUGGAUUUCGCCCUGCUACAGAAGGUCAGAGCUGAAAUCACUAGCAAGGAGCGAGAAGAGGAGGACAUGAUUGAGAAAGUCCAGAAGGAAGUCAAGAAAGAUGAAGAUCCAGAGCAGAAGAUUGAGUUCAAGACUCGUCUGGGACGGAACAUCUAUCGUAUCGUGUUCAAGGGUCGUCAGAUGGAGCGUAACGAGCUCUUCCUGCCGGGCCGUAUGGCGUAUGUGGUGGACCUGGAAGACGAGUAUGCAGACACGGACAUCCCGACCACCCUCAUCCGCAGCAAAGCCGACUGCCCCACCAUGGAGGCUCAGACGACGCUCACCACCAAUGACAUAGUCAUCAGCAAACUGACGCAGAUCCUGUCGUACCUGAGGCAAGGCACACGCAACAAGAAACUCAAGAAGAAGGACAAAGGGCGUCUGGAUGAGAAGAAGGCACCAGAGGCCGACUUGAGCAUCUUUGACGACAUCGGUGACUACAUACCCUCCACCUCCAAGAGCACCAGAGACAAAGAGAAAGAGCGCUACCGUGAGCGAGAGAGGGAGAAAGAUCGAGAUCGAGAGCGGGAGAGGGAGAGGGAGAGGGAGAGAGAGAGAGAAAGAGAGCGAGAUCGUGAUGAGGAGAAAAGACGGCACAGCUACUUUGAGAAACCCCGAGCUGAUGACGAGGCCAUGGACAUUGAUAAAGGUCCGGGCUCUGUGAAAGACCAGAUCAAGCUAAUUAAUGAGAAGUUUGCUGGAGCCGCUCAUUUGCAAGGCCCGGAAGCUGGAAGCAGACGUGAGGAGAAAAAGCAUCUUGGAGAUUUCUUUGGGAUGUCAAACAGUUAUGCCGAGUGCUAUCCUGCCACAAUGGAUGAUCUGGCGGUGGACAGCGAUGAGGAGGUGGACUACAGCAAGAUGGACCAGGGUAAUAAGAAGGGUCCUUUGGGCCGCUGGGACUUUGACACUCAGGAGGAGUACAGCGACUACAUGAACAACAAGGAGGCGCUUCCCAAGGCUGCCUUCCAGUACGGCAUCAAAAUGUCUGAGGGCCGAAAGACUCGCCGCUUUAAAGAAACCAACGAGAAGGCUGAAUUAGACAGACAGUGGAAGAAAAUCAGCGCUAUCAUUGAGAAGAGAAAGAAGAUGGAGGCAGACGGGGUGGAUAUAAAGCGGCCCAAAUAUUAAAGCUUCAAGAAAUCCUUCCAUCUGCUUGUAUAUGAUGCACAUGUAUAAACAGUAAUUGAGUCGCCCAUUUGUGUUGUUUUUCUGAUUCUUUAUUAAUACAUUGUUAGAGAAAGGAUGUUAAAAAGAUGUUAUAUUAUUUCUCAUUUUUUCUGUUAAUGCCCAGUUUUUCAAAAGAGUGUUUCAGAAUUAGAUGCAAUUGUGACCACAGCUUGUAGAAACAAAAUUUAAGUGUUAAGUGUUAGCUUUAUUCCGAACAUUCAUGUGGACAAAGCUCCUUGGAAAUCUAAGGAUUCUGCUUUGUCCUUCUGGAAAUGAACGCGUCAUGUGACAUGAUCAAAUGCACAUGCUCAACUCUUAUUUAAACGCAUUUAUUCAUAAAUACAAAUGCAGUGUCAUGUAAUUCUGAGGUACAAUAAAGCAUAAAACACUC
This is a messenger RNA of Labeo rohita (rohu), 2167 nucleotides long. RefSeq names its product IK cytokine (gene ik). Gene Ontology annotation, biological process: mRNA splicing, via spliceosome. Gene Ontology annotation, cellular component: nucleus. The transcript is spliced from 20 exons. The coding region runs from base 76 to 1737 and encodes 553 amino acids. The record is from RefSeq and is a predicted model, not a curated record. Lineage: Eukaryota; Metazoa; Chordata; Actinopteri; Cypriniformes; Cyprinidae.